This is a messenger RNA of Gadus macrocephalus (Pacific cod), 10377 nucleotides long. It is a transcript of the gene cdc42bpab, whose product is annotated as CDC42 binding protein kinase alpha (DMPK-like) b. Gene Ontology annotation, molecular function: protein serine/threonine kinase activity; ATP binding. NCBI's taxonomy places the organism in Eukaryota, Metazoa, Chordata, Actinopteri, Gadiformes, Gadidae. The record is from RefSeq and is a predicted model, not a curated record. The coding region runs from base 1093 to 6567 and encodes 1824 amino acids. The transcript has 45 exons. Gene Ontology annotation, cellular component: actomyosin; cytoplasm; cytoskeleton. Gene Ontology annotation, biological process: actomyosin structure organization; peptidyl-threonine phosphorylation.
GGGGGGGUCUAGUCUUCUGUGUCCCGUAUUGGCACAAGCUGGACCAGACUACAGCGGGUGCGUGUUGGACGUACAACGAGUACGUCUACUUCCAAUCAAAAGACACCGAUUUUUCUUUCUCGGAUCUCUCUAGAAAACGGACCUUGGCUUGAUCCGAUUCGUUUUGACCUGUAAUGGGAGUAUGUUCAGUGUGAUAUUACUGGCCGAUUAACACGGAUUCAAGCGACAUCUCUUGACUAACGCUUAUAGUUGUGAAAAAUAAGAUCUCCGGUUGAACAGUAUUAUCUGUCAAAAUGUGUCCAACUUCCCCCCGAUUGACAAUGUGUGGCUAUUACUAGCCGCGUAAUCUGAGAAAAAAAUUAGAGUCAAACUUUUCGGAAAGAGGGUCGUUUGUCGCUAUGAGAGCAGAGGGGUAAGGCUAGCUCCCUGGCUAGGCUAAGUAGCUAAGCUAAGUGGCUAGGCUAAGCCUCUGUCGCCCUUCCAGUCCACCACCACCAGAGGAGGGGCAGCCGGGCUUUGUAGCAUUGCAGAUCUGUCCUGUUACGAGGUGUUGAUGCAUUUUUGUUGCCGCAGGAAUGGAGAACCACAAAUACCACCAACUCAGAGGAUCCGUUGAACUGCACUAACGGCUCUUCUGUGUGUGUGCAUAUAUAGGUUUUUGUAUGUACUUGAGGAUAUUCUCUUCGGGUGUGGAUAAGAAGAAAACAACAGGAGCCCCCCCUGAAAGGAAAUAAGUAACAACCAACGUCAGGGCUCGGAUCAGGUCUGCCGGCCGGGGCACGGUCUGGGAUUGAGAGGAAAACCUAGUGUAAAGUGUCUUUAUUUGUGGGGGAAGAAGUCUGCGGGAAAAUGAGAAAAUACCGCACGUCCCAUUACCCCAUGAGAUACUGUAAGGACACAUGUGAAAGAGCGAGGUCAUGAAUGAUCCGCAUUCAACCAAGUCCUAGCCGGUAUUAGCACAAGUUUUGAACACAUUCAAGGUGAUAUUACUGCAGAUCGACACACCGCUCCGGACACGCCGAGGAAGCGUUUGAUCGGCGUCCUUCUGUGAAGAUUUUUAUUCAAAAUCAGUUUCAAAACACAGUCGGAAUCAUGUCGGGAGAAGUACGUUUGAAGAAACUGGAAAAGCUGAUCCUGGACGGGCCAGCUCAGUCUAAUGGCCAAUGUCUUAGUGUAGAAACGCUAUUGGAUUUCUUCAUCUGUCUCUACGACGAAUGCAACAACUCCCCGCUCAGAAGAGAGAAGAACAUUUUGGAGUUUUUGGAAUGGGCGCGACCCUUCACCUCCAAGGUGAAGCAGAUGAGGCUGCACAAGGAGGACUUCGAGAUCCUCAAGGUGAUUGGACGAGGAGCCUUCGGAGAGGUUGCCGUGGUGAAGGUGAAGAAUGCAGACAAAGUGUUUGCCAUGAAGAUCCUCAACAAGUGGGAAAUGUUGAAAAGGGCUGAGACGGCGUGUUUUCGGGAGGAGCGGGACGUGCUGGUGAACGGGAACAGCCAGUGGAUCACCACCCUGCACUAUGCCUUCCAGGAUGACAACAACCUGUACCUGGUGAUGGACUACUACGUGGGCGGGGACCUGCUGACCCUGCUCAGUAAGUUUGAGGACCGGCUGCCGGAGGAAAUGGCCCGCUUCUACCUGGCGGAGAUGGUGCUGGCCAUCGACUCUGUGCACCAGCUGCACUACGUCCACAGGGAUAUCAAGCCUGACAACAUCCUGAUGGAUAUGAACGGACACAUCCGCCUGGCCGACUUUGGCUCCUGUCUCAAGCUGAUGGAGGAUGGAACGGUGCAGUCUUCGGUGGCGGUGGGGACCCCGGACUACAUCUCCCCAGAGAUCCUGCAGGCCAUGGAGGACGGCAAGGGGAAGUACGGCCCCGAGUGCGACUGGUGGUCCCUGGGGGUCUGCAUGUACGAGAUGCUGUACGGAGAGACCCCCUUCUACGCAGAGUCCCUGGUGGAGACCUACGGGAAGAUCAUGAACCACAAGGAGCGGUUUCAGUUCCCGCAGCAGGUAGCCGAUGUGUCGGAGGAAGCGAAGGACCUGAUUCGCCGGCUCAUCUGCAGCCGGGAGCACCGAUUGGGCCAGAAUGGCAUUGAAGACUUCCAGCAGCACCCGUUCUUCUCUGGCAUCGACUGGGACAACAUCCGCAACUGUGAGGCCCCCUACAUCCCGGAGGUCAGCAGCCCCACAGACACGUCCAACUUCGACGUGGACGACGACUGUCUCAAAAACUCGGAGACCAUGCCCCCUCCCUCCCACACGGCGUUCUCGGGUCACCACCUGCCCUUCGUGGGCUUCACCUACACCAGUAAAUGCGUGCUGUCAGACAGGGGCAGCCUGCGGGACCUGGCGGUGCAGGCGGGCCGGGGCGGGCUGGACCAGGUGGAAGCCUGCCUGCAGGACAGCCUGGCCACCGAGGCCUACGAGAGGAGGAUCCGGCGGCUGGAGCAGGAGAAGCUGGAGCUCAGCCGCAAGCUGCAGGAGGCGACCCAGACGGUGCAGGAGCUGCAGCACCCGGGCUCGGAGCUGCCCCUGACCCCCAGCCGGGAGCUGGAGAUCAGGAGCCUGAAGAGUGAGAUCGACCUCCUCAAGAAGCAGAUCGCCGACUCGGGCCAGAUCGAGAAGCAGCUGGAGGAUGUGACCUCGGCCAGGAGGGACAUGGACGACUCGUCCAAACACACCAGGAACCUGGAGAAGCAGAUCCGGAGCCUGGCCCAGGAGAAGGACGACCUGCACAAGGACAUGGUGGAGGCCAGUGAGAAGCUCAAGUCCCAGUCCAAGGACCUGAAGGAGGCUCACGGCCAGAGGAAGCUGGCCAUGCAGGAGUUCUCGGAGCUCAACGAGAGGCUCACGGACCUCAGGACGACCAAGCAGCGUCUGGUGCGGCAGCUGCGGGACAAGGAGGAGGAGAUGGAGAGCCACGCCCAGAAGGUGGAGGCCCUGCGGCUGGAGGUGCGCAAGGCGGACAGGGCUAAGAAGGAGCUGGAGAUGGUAGCGGAGGUGCAGACGGCCGAGGCCCAGAAGGAGAGGAAGCUGAGGGAGAGGAACGAGCAGUACAGCCGACAGCUGGAGGAGGAGCUGGAGGGAUUCAAGUCCAAGCAGGGCCUGUCCCCGACCACCAGCCCCGGGGACCCCACGGCGGCGGCCUCCUCCCAGGAGGGGGCGGUGCGCCCGCGGGCCGACCUGGAGCAGAAGGUGGGCCACUACGAGGAGGAGCUGGGCCGGCGGGAGACGCAGCACGCCUCGGAGCUCAAGGCGAUGCGCAAGGAGCUGCGCGACGGCGAGGGCCAGCACCUGGCACUGCAGAAGGAGAUCCUCAUGCUGAAGGACAAGCUGGAGAAGACCCGCCGAGAGAGUGAAGACAGUUUGAGCCAAAGCGAGCGAGAGGAGUUUGAGACGGACUCCAAACAGAAGUAUGAGAGAGAGCGCGUUCUUCUCACAGAGGAGAACAAGAAGUUAGCCAGCGAGCUGGAUAAGCUGUCCGGUAUGUUUGAGAAGGUGAGCAGCGCCAGACGGCAGCUGGAGGAGGAGCUGAGGGAGCUGUCCGACAAGAAGGAGAGCGUAGCGCACUGGGAGGCCCAGAUCACUGAGAUCAUCCAGUGGGUGAGUGAUGAGAAGGAUGCGCGGGGCUACCUGCAGGCGUUGGCCACCAAGAUGACGGAGGAGCUGGAGGGUCUGAGGAACACCAGCCUGGGGGCCCGUGCCACGGACAUGCCGUGGAAGAUGCGUCGCUUCGCCAAGCUGGACAUGUCGGCCCGUCUGGAGCUGCAGUCGGCCCUGGACGCUGAGAUCAGGGCCAAGCAGGGCAUCCAGGAUGAGCUCAACAAAGUCAAGGCCUCUAACAUCUCCACCGAGUGUAAACUACAGGAGGUGGAGAACAGGAACCAGGACCUGCUGUCUGAGAUCGACCGCCUGAAGAAGGAGACGGAGGAGAUGAGGCUGCGCAGGGGAGUUAAACACCAAGAUUCCCAGAAUUCCUUCCUGGCGUUCCUUAACGCCCCCACCUCAGCGCUGGAUCAGUUCGAUGACUCGUUCUCGUCCUCCUCUUCUUCUUUAGUAGAGUUUUGGGAAGACCGCUCGCCCUCCGUCGGCCCGAGUAGCAAAGGCAGACGUGUGGACUCUGUGGAUAACUUCACCCCCUCCAACACUCCAUCCCGGGAAGAUGACUCCAAAUCCCACCUCAAGUCUCGCUCCCGCUCCCCUUCCAUGGCCAGUGACCUGGAGCCCAUUGAGUUGAUAGACCACUCGCCUCGCUCCGGCCAGACGCCCACUCUACGGUCUGGGGGCUACGGUAGCAUCGGACGCUCCUCGCCCAAGCCCAAAGCCCACCAGUUUGUGGUGAAGUCCUUCAACACGCCCACCAAGUGCAACCAGUGCACCUCCCUGAUGGUGGGCCUGAAGCGCCAGGGCUGCACCUGCGAAGUGUGUAACUUCUCCUGCCACGUGACGUGUGCCGACAAGGCCCCGGCCGUAUGCCCGGUCCCCCAGGACCAGACCAAGGGGCCCCUGGGCAUCGACCCCCAGAGGGGCAUCGGCACCGCCUACGAGGGCCAUGUGAGGGUCCCCAAGCCCACAGGGGUGAAGAAGGGCUGGCAGAGGGCCAUGGCGGUGGUGUGCGACUUCAAGCUGUUCCUGUACGAGCUGGGGGAGGGCAAGGCGACCCUGCCCAGCGUGGUGGUCAGCCAGGUCAUCGACAUGAGAGACGAGGAGUUUUCCGUCAGCCCAGUGUUGGCCUCAGAUGUCAUCCACGCCAACCGCAAGGACAUCCCCUGCAUCUUCAGAGUGACGGCGUCGCAGCUGUCCCCGACGACCAGCCACAAGCCGUCCAUCCUGAUGCUGGCCGACAGCGACCAGGAGCGCAACAAGUGGGUGGGGCUUCUGAGCGAGCUGCACCGCAUCCUGAAGAAGAACAAGCUGAAGGAGCGCUUCGUCUACGUCCCCAAGGAGGCCUACGACUCCACCCUGCCGCUCAUCAAGACCACCCAGAGCGCCACCAUCAUCGAUCACGAGCGUGUUGCCCUUGGCAACGAGGAAGGCCUGUAUGUCAUCCAUGUUACCAAAGAUGAGAUCAUCCGUGUGGGCGACAACAAGAAGGUGCACCACAUCGACCUGAUUGGCCAGGAGCAGCUGCUGGCCGUCAUCUCGGGGCGCAACCGCCACGUGCGCCUCUUCCCCACGCAGGCGCUGGACGGCCGGGAGACGGACUCCUUCAAGCUGCCGGAGACCAAGGGCUGCCAGGCGCUGGUGUCGGGCCCCGUGCGCGGCGGCUCCGUCACCUGCCUCUGCGUGGCCAUGAAGAGGCAGGUCAUCUGCUACGAGGUGAACAAGAGCAAGUCUCGGCACCGCCGGGUGAGGGAUCUGCAGGCCCCGGGCCACGUCCAGUGGAUGGGUCUGCUCAACGAGCGCCUCUACGUGGGCUACCAGGCCGGCUUCACCCGCUACAGUGUCCAUGGCGACCACUCUCCGGUCAGCCUGCUGCACCCUGACGACCAGACGCUGGCCUUCAUCGCUCAGGACGGCCUGGACUCGCUGUGCGCCGUGGAGAUCUCCAGCAAGGAGCUGCUGCUGUGCUUCAGCGCCAUCGGCCUCUACGUCGACUCCCAGGGCCGCCGCUCCCGGCAGCAGGAGCUCAUGUGGCCCGCCACGCCCAACGCCGCCUGCUUCAACGCCCCCUACCUGUCUGUGUACAGCGAGAACGCCGUGGACGUGUUUGACGUCAACACAAUGGAGUGGAUACAGACCAUGCCUCUGAAGAAGGUGCGACCUCUGAACGUGGACGGCUCCCUGAACCUGCUGGGCUUGGAGACGGUCAGGCUCAUCUACUUCAGGAACAAGACGGCGGAGGGCGAUGAGCUGGUGGUCCCGGAGACGUCAGACAACAGCAGGAAGCAGCUGGUGCGCAGCAUGAACAACAAGCGGCGCUUCUCCUUCAGGGUCCCAGAGGAGGAGCGCCUGCAGCAGCGGAGGGAGAUGUUGCGAGACCCAGAGAUGAGGAGCAAGCUGAUCUCCAACCCAACCAACUUUAACCACGUGGCUCACAUGGGACCAGGAGACGGGAUCCAGAUCCUCAAAGACCUGCCCAUGAACGUGCGUGUUCAGGAGAACCGGGCGGGGUUCAGCGGCUCCGUCAGCAUCCCCUCCAUCACCAAGAACCGGGCGGAGCCGGGCCGCUCCAUGAGCGCCAGCAGUGGGCUGGGCAUCCGCUCGUCCUCUCAGAACGGCAGCGCCCUGCGUCGGGAGCUCUCUGGCGGGAGCUACAGCUCCAAGCGCCACACCAUGACGUCCCCGUCCGAGAGCUCGCUGUCGUCCGGCGGCGGCGGCGAGUGCGGGGACGCCCCGCUCUCCCAGUUCGACCGAGAGUGGCAGGCGGUCUCGCCGUCGGAGAAGACCCCCGAUCUGAAAAGGGCUUUAAGGACCCUGCUUAGUAAGAUGAAGGACUCUGACUCGCCCCGUCACUCCACGGCCUCCAACAGCUCCACCUUCAGCAGCCCCCCCAGUCCCGCCUCGCCCCACAAGACCAAGUCCCUGUCCUUGGAGAGCACGGACCGCAUGGCCUGGGACACAUGAGCCAAGCCGUCUCCACCUCCACCGCCGCCACCACCUCUGGUCCACCCAACCCACUCAACCCAUUGACUGACAGCACAGGACUCCAAUCCCUAUCUGCCAACCAAGCCCUCAGGGCCCGCCCCCUCCUCGCCCUCCAACAGAACUCAUCCAAUCGUAUCUCAUCUAAAGGUUCCUCCUCUUCUGACGUCGUACCCAAAGAACUCAUUGGCCAAUAGUGUGCUGGCCUACAUCGUCUCCCAGUAUGUCUGUAAAUACACGCUCAAAGGGCGGGUCUGGGGUCUUUCUUCUUUGGGUUAGUGGGUGUAUGUGUGGUGUGAGUUUGCGUUUUUAUUAGAAAAGGCAUUUAAAGGAUAUAGUAAGAAAUAACAUCCGCAAUACCCGUUGUGCCGCCGGCUCUUUCGCAAAUAACUUUCCCGAAACAUCGGAAACCUCGAUUUUUCCGGUGACUAUAAUGGGCUGCGCCGCUUGACUGAGUCACUGAGUUGCCAUCGGGAAAUCCGGUUUCCCGCCGAUUUGAAAAUCCCUCAAUGACCCCCUCAAUAGGCGACCGGCAGAGAGCAAAUAUGGAGAAGACAUGAUUCGUAUUGUACAUAGAACUCGCAGUGUUUUGAUCGGACGAAAUUUCCGUUUAUUUAUCGAUCUUAGACUUGGAAAGGCGGGCUCUUUGAGAGCCAGAGUGAAGCGGUGACAUAUAAUUUUUUACCUCGGGGAAAGAAUUGAUAUUGUAACACAAAAAGACAGACGAGCUGCAAUUUUAUUUUAUUUUAUUUUAUUUUAUUUUGCUCUUCUAAUUGACACUAGCUAGGUGCAGUGAAUGAAUUUUGACUGCGAUACGGCAGCGUUACUAAGCAACGCGUUACGGAGUGAGUUUUAUUUCUUUUUAGAGACUUACGCCCCACUCUGUCAUCUGGUCCGUAGGGAUUGUCUUUUUUUUGGUUUCAGACACGUGUGCGCAGACACUCAGAAUACAUUCGACACUGUGUGAUGACAUUGUCACGGCUCUCUUAUGCUAACCUCUUCCUCACCGGGGGCCAGUGAGAGUGACCUCAUCAGUAGAGCUCGGGACCACCUCCCAUGUAGAUGUAGCCCCCCCGACCGCCAUCCGGACCACGACCCACCAGUUGAACACCACACCAAUUUACUCGGCAACAACAAAAUGGAUUCCCACCACAAUAAUGUAUAUAGAAUCAAAGUAGAGAGUAAUAUAUGAUAUGGAAAAUACUAUAGCGAAAUACAUGGGAGAGAGAAAGAGAGAGAGAGAGAAAAAAUCCUUACUCUUUUGUUCAUCUUUUUAAACUUUUGUUGUAUUCUUUGGUCGAGUGAUUAUUUUUGCUGGGUUGUAUUCACACGGAAGCCAUUUUUAAACCACUUUCCAAUGCGUUUUUGUUUCUUUCUUUUUUUUAUCGUAUGUAUUACACAUUGCGUGUUCGAUUCUUCUUCACUUGGUUUGCGUUUUGGGUGAAGAAAGUUGUUAUUAUCGGUGGUCGAGUAACCAGAGGCAUUUAACACACACACACACACACACACACACACACACACACACACACACACACACACACACACACACACACACACACACACACACACACACACACACACACACACACACACACACACACACACACACACGUGUGUGUGUCUGAAGCUCACUGGGUCAGUGCAGGCACGCACACACACACACACACAUACAGAAGUGGUGAGGUGACCGCGUCAUUCUGCUCUACCUUAGUAGCAGAGAGAAGGCAGCCGAGUUUUCUUCUGAACUUUCAUUGGUCGAUCGGUGCGUCACGAAUGCUGGUUAAUUUCCAACCAACCCUUUGGUAUCCCUGGUUCUGAAGUGGAGACAUGUGGGGGCGAGAACUCAUUCAAACCAAAAGAAAGAAGAUUUGUCGAUUCUGAUCGCCUUGUGUGUUCUGAAGACUGUUGAACUGAUGCGUUGAGUCUGGACGAAUUGAAACGCAUUAAAGAAACUAAAAGGAGAUUGUAACCAUUGAGUGGCGACGGAGAGGAAAGGUCAUCCUUCUGUGUUUUAUUUUAUUUAUUCCAGAUCUCCUGUCAUUUGUUCUUCAGACUAUUUAACCUGUGGGUUAUCGUGUGUUGGUUAAAUCUGGAGGGAAGCAGCAAGGCACUAUUUAUAAGGCAACACAAAACAAUUGAAAAGGAUCUCUAUUGAAAUGUACUGGCGAAAGCUGUGGGGGGGAGGCUGCAGGCCGCAGGUUACAGGGAAGUUACUGGCCCUCGUGUUUUUUUUUAACCUAGCCAACCAAUCGCUUGUUCCCAUCGGGGCUAAAGCCAAACACUAGCCUUUAGCACCGAGUGCUGCUAUCCGGCCGUUAUAACACAUUGUAAAGUAGGCCUACUAUUCAAAGACGUAGACAAAACACGCCGUCAUCCACGUACGAUGCUAUAUAUGUUAGGCUCUAGAGGCAGACGCUCAUAGCAAUACCAAUUUGUAACAUGAUGUGAUAAAGUUAUGUCUUGUAACUGUUGAUGCCACUGAUUUCCCUGUAAGCUGAGGAUCUGCUUUGUCUGCAAGUACUCAACACCUGUUCAACCUCGUUUCUGGUCGAGGGUGUCUAUCUCUUCCUCUGAGGUUGAUUCCGGGCAUAGUCAAUUUGGAUCAUUAUCAUGGUUGAGCUCUACUACUGAAACCUCGGGGCUCCCUUUAUGAAAUGUGGGUGGCUACUAGUGUUUCCAAUCCUAAGAAAGUAGCUUGACCAUAUAUCGCUAAAAGCUAAACACACCAAUACGUUUCUGCCCCUUUCCAAAAUCGUCACUUUUAAUUCCAAUAGAAAAUAAUUCCUUGCUUGAAAUUCAGCGUUUAUAAGAAUAAGUUCUUUUUUUUUCUUUAGAUACGAGAGUGCAAUGUGAAUUCCGACACUCCAGAUUGUGACAAAACCUGGUUUUAAUUCCAAGAGAUCAGCACCUCCUAUAGGGCAUUUGUUUUAAUUUCACCUUAACCUCACUAUCAAAACUACCUGCUGGACUUUGUCUGUGUGGAAAGGAUUCGAGGUCCAUGGAUACUACAUACUGUAUAGACCCCCCCCCCCCCACUCAACCUGCUACAACGAAAAUGUUUGAGGGAAAAAAUUAAAUGAACUCAGGAAAUGUUGGAACCAAUUAAUAUUUUCACAAAAUGAUGGAGAUGAGUGUGCUAGAAUUUGGGAUUGAUGAAUGAGUGAAUGAAGGUGUGAACCGGUGAAUUGAUGAGAAGAGAGAGAGAGAGAGAGAAUUCUAGCUAUAGUGUAGGAGGGUACCAGGUUUUGGGGGAAAUUAUCAAGGUGGUCUAAAGGGUUUUUAUGAAAUUUUAUUAAGAUAUAGUAGGGACGGAGCCCGUUGGUUUGACACUAGUUGUUGGCUGCGUUGCCACAGUGGUAGCCCCGAAGAAGUGGAGAAUAAAAUUUGCCUUUUGCAUUUCAGUGAGGUCUUAUCUACACUACUUUCUAUAUUGUUUUCCUUUCUUUCAUAUCAUAUUACACUUUUUGUUUUUGUUUUUCUAGGAUUGCUUUGUAAUAAUUUGUACAGUUUUGCAUGUUAUAGAUGUAAUCUUUUUUUUUUUUUUUCUUGGACUUGGCUUUUUUGUUUUUCAACGGUUUGGGCGUUUUGUGUCGUUUUAUUUUUUGCUGAGGAUAACCCACUACAGGUGUUGUAGAUUCUUUUUUGCACAAAAAAACAUAUUUAAGGUGUAAGGUCAAUUCAAAAACAAAAAAAGAGAUAAUGUAUGAAAGUGGCAGCCACGCGUAUGUGGAGAACUCAUGUUAAUCUGUCUCCGAUGUAUUUCAAUAAAACGGAGCGCUGUUACAAACACAA